AUGGAACCACUUCCAACAAAAUCUUAUUCAUCUAUUCCAACAAUCGCUUCAUAUUGUGACAAUCCUGUACCAAACACUUGUGAUUUUUAUAUGAGCUGUUUGGAAGAGAAAUUCCAUUGUGGACCUAAGGGGUAUCCAAUCAAUUAUGGAAAUAAUAAUUGCGAAAAAUUUGUCAUUUCCAUAAACAAGUUCAGUCCCGCCGGAAAAAAAUGGGUGACCAAUGUAAUGCUUUGUCUUCAAAGGAAAUUGGUUUCAAGUUACGAUAACAACGAGACUACCUGCACAGACAUUUAUAAUACGGCAUUUGGUUCUCAUGCUCCAUGCUAUAUAGCUUCUGGUAUAUGCAUUCUUCCACCAACAGAUUGGGAAGUUUUAUUUGAAAUUAUCGGUUUCAAGACCUUUUUUGGAAACUUGAAAAUCAUUACAGCGAAUGCGCUACUUUCUACGUUUGGUUCCUCGCAGAAAUAUGUAAAUCGCUUUGCGAAAUAUAACGAUAAGAAGACGAUAUUAGUGUGUAGCAUAAAUAAGGAACUCAUCACAAAUAGAGGCUCUUUUGGAACUUCUGAUACAGAGUUUGCUCAUUUCGAUGAUUCCAGUGAAUCAUUCACAUUGAACGAUGAGGUUAGAAUCAAAAAAUUUACACAUACAAAAAACUCGCGGGCAAUAAUCGGGCAUCAUAAAAAUAAUAGUGGAGGUAUUGUGAGUGUUGGUUCGGCCAAU
Molecule: messenger RNA, 720 nt
Organism: Acaulospora morrowiae
Lineage: Eukaryota; Fungi; Glomeromycota; Glomeromycetes; Diversisporales; Acaulosporaceae
Source: the annotation of a GenBank genome assembly